Molecule: messenger RNA, 1824 nt
Organism: Xiphias gladius (swordfish)
Lineage: Eukaryota; Metazoa; Chordata; Actinopteri; Istiophoriformes; Xiphiidae
Product: PDZ domain-containing protein 8-like
Exons: 2
Biological process (GO): mitochondrial calcium ion homeostasis
Cellular component (GO): mitochondria-associated endoplasmic reticulum membrane contact site
Molecular function (GO): protein binding
Source: RefSeq, a predicted model, not a curated record
ACGGAGGUUAUCAAGGGGCCAUGUGGCAGCGUGGGGAUGACCUUCAGGCAUGUUCCUGCCACUGAGGGGGAUGCAGUCCACGUCAGCAUUGAGACGGUCACGCCAAACUCCCCUGCAGCCUUGGCAGAUCUGCAGAGGGGUGAUCGCCUCAUCGCCAUAGGAGGUGUCAAAGUGACAUCCUCGGUUCAAGUGCCCAAACUGUUGAAGCAGGCUGGAGAUAGGGUUGUGGUACUUUAUGAGAGACCAGUUCGUCAUCAGACUCCCUCUUUGGGAGGCUUGGGAACUCUUCAGGAAGGGUUUGGGCAGCUAGAGGAAACAGGUUUUAUUCCCCAGCCAGGCGGUUAUGAGGAAGACCCAGCCCCCAUCAGCACCCUUUCUGACAUAUCUGACAGCAAAGACAUGGACUCUGAGUUUGAAGAGUUGAUUGUGGACUCCAAACCUAGCCAGUCUGGUGGAGCUAAUAACAGUACUACAAAUACCAGUGACACUAAAGAGGAUUUCUUACUUACAGUAAACCAAAGCCCCAAAAGGACUGUGGCCAACUUGGCCUCUAAGCCCCUUGGUACCAUAUCACCUAUUCUCAACCGCAAGUUAAACCUGGUGGGUCUCCAGUCCCCACUAAAGCCUCAGCCCAAAGAAUCACCAAAGCCCUCACCAUAUAAAACCAGUAGUGAUCCAGGGGAGGGUCUGCAGAGGCCCACCGUUCCUCCCCCACCUCCUCCCUCUCGCCCCCCAGUGCCGCCAAGACCUCAGAUAAGGCUGACACCAGCCUCCUCAGAAACCAGUCUUUCCGAAGGUGUUGAUUCUGUCGGACAUGCUAAUGCUUCUGUUGCUCCCAUUGUGAGUGCCACCAUCAGUGCUUCUGAAAAAUCUCCAGAAAAAGUUCCUCUCACUGCAACCAAUGACGACAAAGCUGGCAAUGAGAAGCUAUGUGUCAAACAGGCAGAGGCAAAGCAGCCCACCAGGCAAGUAGAGUCCAGUGAUGAGCAGCCAGUCCCUUCCACUGUUACCAGCAGUAGCAAAGCUGAUCAAGCAAAGGACAAAGCUUCAGAGAGCUCAUGCAGCACACGGGACAGUCUAGAGGACCACUCCAUCUGGGAAUCCCCAGAAACCAUGUUUCGUAACCAGACAGCACGCUGGCCCAAAGCCUCUAUGGUGUUUGAUGUAGAGAGCAACCACAAGUACCUUAAUGUGGCCCUGUGGUGCAAAGAUCCCUUUAAGCUUGGUAGUUUGUUGUGCCUGGGUCAUGUCAGCCUCCCGCUGGAACAUGUAGCCCUGGAAUGUAUGGCCACAUCUUCAGCAGAGUACCAGAGCACGUUUAAGUUGGGGCCUCCAGAGCCCAGAGCUAACGUCAGCCGCACUGCACUACGCAGCCUCAGCUCCCACAAGGGCUUCAAUGAGAAGCUGUGUUAUGGAGAUGUCACUCUGAACUUCUGCUACUUAGCUGAGGGUGACUUUGAGUAUCCAGGGGGGCUGGCAGAAAGGGAGCGAGAGGGGAGUCUUCAUGACGAAGAUCAGCGCGAGAGGGAGAAUAUCCCCUCAGCACCACGUGAUGACUUAGCCUAUGGCACCAUGCAGUUGGUGGAAGUUCGUCACAACUUCCAGGACACACAGUUCCAGAACCCCACCUGGUGUGAAUACUGCAAGAAGAAGGUCUGGACCAAGGCAGCCUCUCAGUGUAUGAUCUGCGCCUAUGUUUGCCACAAGAAGUGCCAGGACAAGUGCCUCUCUGAAAAUCCCUUCUGUGUGGCAGCAACUGAACGUCGUGGAGCUGACCCUGAAGCAAAAUCCACCAUAAACCGGGCCACCACUGGCCUAACACGU